ACACCAUACCGCAAGUAGCCCAGCUCUGCGCUCAUCUUCCCUGCACCAAACCUCCUCUCGAUCAGACCAUGAAGCUCGGAGGACGACAAGGGAGGCUCAACAGAGCCUUGAGGGAGAAAAGGGCUAGGUUCUACAUUUUCCGCCGCUGCGUCGUCAUGCUGCUUCGCUGGAGCGACUAGACCGAUCUCCAUCACUCCAUGGGUGCCGUUUUGGUAGAGUUUAGGCGUAGUUGCUCUCUUGCUGUGUACAUACAGGAUGAGCACACCGUGUGGCUGGUUCUAGUGGCAAUCUCUCUCUCUCUCUCUCUCUCUCUCUCUCUCUCUCUCUUGUUUUCCUGCUUGCCUGUUGUUUCAGUAAAGGCAAGGGUGAUUGAUCGAUCCCGCUCUGUGGUCUGAGAUCGCCGUACUAUGUACUGCCCGAAGAAGAUUCAUUCAUAUGAACAGUCUUUUGUUACCGGCGAUGAUAAUAAACUAGCAAUAUCAU
This is a messenger RNA of Zea mays, 483 nucleotides long. RefSeq lists its product as uncharacterized. The record is from RefSeq and is marked validated. Gene Ontology annotation, biological process: negative regulation of cell population proliferation. Bases 69 to 179 code for a protein of 36 amino acids. Lineage: Eukaryota; Viridiplantae; Streptophyta; Magnoliopsida; Poales; Poaceae. The transcript has a single exon.